AUGUCCGAAUUCGAAGGCGAUGACUUUUCCAACAACCUUUUCAGCGACCUUGCGCCGCUGCUCACUCUAUUCGGUGAGCAGGUCACAAAACAAUUCCUUAGCAUGAGUAUGGGAUGGGCUGAUAAUAUCCUGCUUGCUAUGGGACCCCUGGGUGUUAUCACGAUUGUUGUCAGUGCUAUCAGAGUUGGUGGGGAUAAGAGGCUAAGAGCGCUGAUUGGGAGGGCACGGGAGAGCCAAUCAGUUGCAGAACAGGAACUACUUUCAUCUACUUCCGAAAACGUAUGUGAGAUGUGGAAUGGACAACAAAUUGUUCGAUUGAUUGGAGACUCUGAGGAACUCAAAACACUGAUCGCAACAAAGGACGGAGCAGUGUACGAUAUCCAAGCGGCAGUUGAAGAUGAGCUCCUAAUAUUCAACAAGGACUGCCACCUAGAUGCUGAGGAGCUGCGAGUCCUUUCCAACGCCGCACCAAAUCUGGCUCUGAACGUACCUAAUGCUACAGCACAUCUAUAUGAGCUGUGGGGUUGGGCAGCACUCAGUGUUUUACUCCAGCUUUUUGCUCUCGUGUUCCCGGCGCUUGCGACAUUUUUCUGGCACUGGGAAAACGGCGGCAGUACAGUUCAGUCAUAUGGAUACCCGUGUUUCUCGGUUGGCACUGUAUGCUUGAUAAUGGGGAUAAUGAUGUGCGGGCAUGUUAUUGAGGGUGUAACAGAAGAGAUUGAGCUUCAAGUUUCAAACGAUAACGCUGGAAAGGAUGCGAGGAUAUUCUGCUACCAGCGCGGCCGAACUGUCGGAGAACAACACUUUCCAUCCUGCGCCAUCUUCAACUCCAAGAGUACUAUCAAGAUCUCUCGCAUCGGACAUAAUACGAAGGGUUACGUACUUUUGACGUACUGCUCUUCUCUGUUGGCGGUAACAGGAUACAUCGUACAGUUCGUCGGUUUCCGGGCUCUCCAUUGGUCUGCCACUGUGCUUCAACUAGGAAUUACACUCGUCAUCACUGGAAUUAGAGCUUGGAUUGAAAAGACCGGACACUUGAGCACUAACCUCGCUUCAAACCACCAAGUACUUGGAGCAUUCAACAUGAUGAAAGCACAAUUUCCUGCUUCUAUGGUGCAUGAAAAUAUCACCACAGUCUCUAACAACCUAAAAAGUCUUAUUGAGAAGAUAAUGGACUUCCUCAGCGAGCCUGGCACAGUAACGUGGAAGAACCUCAAUAUUUUACCUGGUCAAUCUGGAGAAGAUGAUCAAGGUGUCUCCGGCGGGAUUAUUCCCAUCAGCCUAACAUGGAGUUUCAACGUUGCGUCAGGACGAUUCUCACCCGAUACCUUGACAGAUGUGUUGACAGAACAGCUCGAGUUCCAUCUCACAAGCCGCGCUAAAACCAGACGAGACCUGAUCAGUCCCGACAUGCCACCUCAUUGGAUACUGGCUGACGCUCAAUAUCUCGAAGCUGUCCUGUCGAUAUGCUUAUAUUCUAUGCUAUCUCCGAAUCCUCAUACAUGGCAGAACAGGUCUACGCAUAUCCCGUGGCGCGUCAUCGGUUGCAGUACAACCACGAAAGCCGAUGAAAUGAUUGGCCAGUUUAAGAAAUGGCUCAAGCAUCCUGCGGUUCAAGCUGAGCUCAGUGUUUUUGUUUUGGAUAGGCAGGACGAGUAUCCUAAUGAUACCUAUCGACAGAGCUGGAGACCUCGCGGCCAUUCUCUAUGUCUUGGAAUGUUUUUAUCUUCAUUAUCAAAGUGA
Molecule: messenger RNA, 1743 nt
Organism: Fusarium tjaetaba
Lineage: Eukaryota; Fungi; Ascomycota; Sordariomycetes; Hypocreales; Nectriaceae
Product: ankyrin repeat
Exons: 5
Coding region: 1-1743 (580 amino acids)
Source: RefSeq, a predicted model, not a curated record